This is a messenger RNA of Metarhizium album ARSEF 1941, 924 nucleotides long. Its product is annotated as PQ loop repeat protein. The coding region runs from base 1 to 924 and encodes 307 amino acids. NCBI's taxonomy places the organism in Eukaryota, Fungi, Ascomycota, Sordariomycetes, Hypocreales, Clavicipitaceae. The transcript has 3 exons. The record is from RefSeq and is a predicted model, not a curated record.
AUGAAUUCCCUAUUUUCAGAUCCGCAUUCUGAAUGCGAGGCGCUCAAGAAUCCUUCUUAUCUUGAACUCGUGAUAUCCAUGGCCGCCAUAGGGUGCUGCAAAGAAUUGGAGGCAUUUCAGUGCGCUGCUGGAUUACUGGGUGUUGCCCAGCUUGGCACGCAGUGGGUCUGUUUCACGCUCAUACUGGUUCUGUUUCUCAUAUUCUUUCGAUACCGAGAUGCAACGAUACCGCCUGAGGAGCUUGCAGGAGAAUCCCCAAAAUGGCAAACCGCGGUCGGAGUCGGCCUUGUCUGCGUCGUGCACGGCUUGGUGGUAGUCAUCAUCACGGGUGUCUUCACUAUUGCCUUGCCGGACCAUCUGACGGCUUGGGCAAACUUCUUGGGCAUCAUGGCUGCAGUUCUGGCGGCAAUCCAAUACUUUCCACAGAUUUGGACCACAUACCACUUAAAACAUGUUGGGAGUUUGAGCAUUCCGAUGAUGUGCAUCCAGACUCCCGGAGGCUUUUUAUUUGCCGCAAGCCUCUAUGCCAGACUUGGUCCAAACGGAUGGAGUACAUGGGCAAUUUAUCUUCUGACAGCCAUAAUGCAAGGCUGCGUCCUAGUCCUUGGUGUCUACUAUGAGAUGGCGGCGCGACAGCAUGAACGCCAACAAACGAAUCAAGAUGGCGACAGUUCUUACCACUCUCUGGAAAACCCAGCGGUACUACGGCCUUCACUGGCGGGCAGAACUUACUCGGAGGGAUGGGAACGAGGCUUGCCAGGCCCUUUUACGGGCCAUCCAGAGCGAUAUGCUGAAACUGAGGAUGACUUGGACGAUAUGCAGGAGCGGGAGCAAAGGGCCGUCGAACGGGAGAACCAGCCUUUGCUACGUCCCGGCGGUAUUGGGAACCCCCGAAAGAAUUAUCAAAGUACCAGGAAGCACUAG